UCUCACCCGGCGGCGGUCGCGGCACAACACGGAAGCGAUGGCGGCCGCGGCCGGGGAGGCAGCGGGAGGCGGCGGCGGCUCCCCGUCCUCCGCCCGGCGGCGGCUGCGCAUCAUCUCCGGGCACCUGCGGGGCUCGCCGCGGGCUCCGGGGCGGGGAGCGCUCUCUCCGAGCCCCUGCAAGGCGCAAGGCGGCUCCGCCGGGCCGGCCUCCGGCUCCAUCCCGAAGAAGCGGCAAGAACUUUUGAAGUGGAAUGGAUGGGGAUAUAAUGACUCCAAAUUCAUCUUCAAUAAGAAGGGUCAAGCAGAAUUCACAGGAAAAAGGUACAGAUUAGGUGGUAUGGUAUUACCAACUUUUAAGGAAUGGAUAGAAAAAACCUUUGGAGCAAGUCUGGAGCACAAAACUACCUCUAGAGCAUCCUUAAAUGUUAAUGAUGUACCUCCAUCCAUUGUAAAUGAAGAAUUUCUUCAGGAUCUUAGAGCCACUAAAAUCUCAUAUUCCCAGGAUGCAGAAGAUAGGGUAUUCAGAGCUCAUGGUCACUGCCUACACGAGAUAUUUGUACUCAGGGAAGGAAUGUUUAAGCGAAUUCCUGAUAUAGUUGUAUGGCCUGUUUGCCAUGAAGAUGUAGUUAAAAUUGUGGAAUUAGCCUGCAAACACAAUCUCUGCAUAAUACCAUUUGGUGGGGGAACAAGUGUCUCUAGUGCCCUUGAAUGUCCUGAAGAAGAAAAAAGAACAAUUGUCUCCCUGGAUACAUCACAAAUGAAUCGGAUUCUCUGGAUAGAUGAAAAAAACUUAACAGCUUGUGUAGAAGCUGGCAUUGUUGGACAAGAUCUGGAAAAACAGCUUGCUGAAAGUGGCUUCUGUACAGGCCAUGAACCAGACUCCAUGGAAUUCAGUUCACUAGGAGGCUGGGUAGCAACACGAGCAUCAGGCAUGAAAAAAAACAUCUAUGGAAACAUUGAAGAUCUGGUGAUUCAUAUAAAAAUGGUGACUCCUAGAGGAAUAGUAGAAAAAAACUGUCAAGUACCUCGCAUGUCAACAGGACCUGAUAUCCAUCACUUCAUUAUGGGAUCUGAAGGAACCCUUGGAGUGGUUACAGAAGUGACAAUAAAGAUUCGCCCGGUCCCUGAAUACCAGAAGUACGGCUCUGUGGUCUUCCCCAACUUUGAGCGAGGGGUGGCCUGCUUGAGGGAAGUGGCAAAGCAGAGAUGUGCUCCUGCAUCAAUUCGCCUUGUUGACAAUGCACAGUUUCAGUUCGGUCAUGCUCUUAAACCACAAGUUGCUUCCAUUUUUACGUCGUUUUUGGAUGGACUGAAAAAGUUCUACAUCACAAAGUUUAAAGGAUUUGAUCCCAACAUCCUGUGUGUAGCUACCUUGCUCUUUGAAGGUGACAGAGAGAAGGUUCUUCAGCAUGAGAAGCAAGUCUAUGAUAUUGCCACCAAGUUUGGUGGCUUGGCAGCAGGAGAAGAUAAUGGGCAGAGAGGAUACAUGCUGACAUUUGUCAUCGCUUACCUUCGGGACCUAGGCCUGGAUUAUUACGUAAUAGGAGAAUCAUUUGAGACUUCUGUUCCUUGGGAUAGGGUUUUGGACCUUUGUAGAAAUGUAAAGGAAAGGAUAGUACGAGAAUGCAAAGAAAAGGGUGUUCAGUUUGCUCCUCUUUCCACCUGUAGGGUGACACAGACUUAUGAUGCAGGUGCAUGUGUCUACUUCUACUUUGCCUUUAACUACAGAGGAAUUAGUGAUCCUAUUCACGUCUAUGAACAAAUUGAGAGGGCUGCUAGAGAAGAAAUACUUGCCAAUGGAGGAAGUCUUUCACAUCACCAUGGAGUAGGCAAAUUGCGGAAGCGCUGGAUGAAGGAGAGCAUCUCUGAUGUUGGCUUGGGAAUGCUGAGAUCUGUUAAAGAAUAUGUGGACCCCAAUAACAUCUUUGGAAACAAAAAUCUUUUAUAAAGCCCUGCACAAAUGAUGUACUAAAAAUUAAAAAUUACUGUUGAAAUUCCUCCACUUUCAUUGUAUUGAUAUCCCAGUAAUCAAAUAUAACAUAGACUAAACUUUCAAAACUAGUAACUUGCAUUGAUUUUUGCUACUCCCUUCCCUCUUUCCCCAAUAAAGUGUAAACAUCA
Molecule: messenger RNA, 2121 nt
Organism: Serinus canaria (Common canary)
Lineage: Eukaryota; Metazoa; Chordata; Aves; Passeriformes; Fringillidae
Gene: AGPS
Product: alkylglycerone phosphate synthase
Exons: 20
Coding region: 38-1948 (636 amino acids)
Biological process (GO): lipid biosynthetic process
Molecular function (GO): alkylglycerone-phosphate synthase activity; FAD binding
Source: RefSeq, a predicted model, not a curated record